Molecule: messenger RNA, 3208 nt
Organism: Cebus imitator (Panamanian white-faced capuchin)
Lineage: Eukaryota; Metazoa; Chordata; Mammalia; Primates; Cebidae
Gene: SLC30A5
Product: solute carrier family 30 member 5
Exons: 15
Coding region: 303-2564 (753 amino acids)
Biological process (GO): zinc ion transport; intracellular zinc ion homeostasis; transmembrane transport
Cellular component (GO): membrane; Golgi apparatus
Molecular function (GO): zinc ion transmembrane transporter activity
Source: RefSeq, a predicted model, not a curated record
CCGUGCUGUGCGCUCCCCCAGGAGUGAGGGUUGCUGGGCCUGAUGACGUGGCUUGGCAACGUCCCUACCGGCGCUGCCUCGGAGGAACCGAGCGCCGCCGGAACUGCCCGCGGCCUAGUCACGACGCGCGUGUGUUUGUGAGCCGGAGCCAGGGACAGCGGCAACGGCGGCCUGGCCUACAAGAACCCGACGGGGCCGCUGCCAUGGGGGAGUGAUGAGUCUGCGCCCGCUGUUCCGCGGCAGCAGCGAGACAUGAGGAGACCCCGCGGCGGUGGCAGCGGCGGCGGCUCCUGAGCCCUGGGAUGGAGGAGAAAUACGGCGGGGACGUGCGGGCCGGCCCUGGCGGCGGCGGCGGCGGCGGCGGCCUCGGGCCGGUGGACGUACCCAGCGCUCGAUUAACAAAAUAUAUUGUGUUACUAUGUUUCACUAAAUUUUUGAAGGCUGUGGGACUUUUUGAAUCAUAUGAUCUCCUAAAAGCUGUUCACAUUGUUCAGUUCAUUUUUAUAUUAAAACUUGGGACUGCAUUUUUUAUGGUUUUGUUUCAAAAGCCAUUUUCUUCUGGGAAAACUAUUACCAAACACCAGGUAAAAUACUUGUCACAGAUGAUAAUGUUUUAUUUUUGUAGGACUUUGCUGCUAUUUGAACAUAGUGACAUUGUUGUCAUUUCACUACUCAGUGUUUUGUUCACCAGCUCUGGAGGAGGACCAGCAAAGACAAGGGGAGCUGCUUUUUUCAUUAUUGCUGUGAUCUGUUUAUUGCUUUUUGACAAUGAUGAUCUCAUGGCUAAAAUGGCUGAACACCCUGAAGGACAUCAUGACAGUGCUCUAACUCAUAUGCUUUACACAGCCAUUGCCUUCUUAGGUGUGGCAGAUCACAAGGGUGGAGUAUUAUUGCUAGUACUGGCUUUGUGUUGUAAAGUUGGUUUUCAUACAGCUUCCAGAAAGCUCUCUAUCGACGUCGGUGGAGCCAAACGUCUUCAAGCUUUAUCUCAUCUUGUUUCUGUACUUCUCUUGUGCCCAUGGGUCAUUGUACUUUCUGUGACAACUGAGAGUAAAGUCGAGUCUUGGUUUUCUCUCAUUAUGCCUUUUGCCACGGUUAUCUUUUUUGUCAUGAUCCUGGAUUUCUAUGUGGAUUCCAUUUGUUCAGUCAAAAUGGAAGUUUCCAAAUGUGCUCGUUAUGGAUCCUUUCCCAUUUUUAUUAGUGCUCUCCUUUUUGGAAAUUUUUGGACACAUCCAAUAACAGACCAGCUUCGGGCAAUGAACAAAGCAGCACACCAGGAGAGCACUGAACACGUCCUGUCUGGAGGAGUGGUAGUGAGUGCUAUAUUCUUCAUUUUGUCUGCCAGCAUCUUAUCAUCUCCCUCUAAGAGAGGACAAAAAGGUACCCUGAUUGGAUAUUCACCUGAAGGAACACCUCUUUAUAACUUCAUGGGUGAUGCUUUUCAGCAUAGCUCUCAAUCGAUCCCUAGGUUUAUUAAGGAAUCACUGAAACAAAUUCUUGAGGAGAGUGACUCUAGGCAGAUCUUUUACUUCUUGUGCUUGAAUCUGUUUUUUUUUUUUGUGGAAUUAUUCUACGGCGUGUUGACAAAUAGUCUGGGCCUGAUCUCAGAUGGAUUUCACAUGCUCUUUGACUGCUCUGCUUUGGUCAUGGGUCUUUUUGCUGCCCUGAUGAGUAGGUGGAAAGCCACUCGGAUUUUCUCCUAUGGGUAUGGCCGAAUAGAAAUUCUGUCUGGAUUUAUUAAUGGACUUUUUCUAAUAGUAAUAGCUUUUUUUGUGUUUAUGGAGUCAGUGGCUAGAUUGAUUGAUCCUCCAGAAUUAGACACUCACAUGUUAACACCAGUCUCAGUUGGAGGGCUGAUAGUAAACCUUAUUGGUAUCUGUGCCUUUAGCCAUGCCCAUAGCCAUGCCCAUGGAGCUUCUCAAGGAAGCUGUCACUCAUCUGAUCACAGCCAUUCACAUCAUAUGCAUGGACACAGUGACCAUGGGCAUGGUCACAGCCACGGAUCUGCAGGCGGAGGCAUGAAUGCUAACAUGAGGGGUGUAUUUCUACAUGUUUUGGCAGAUACACUUGGCAGUAUUGGUGUGAUUGUAUCCACAAUUCUGAUAGAGCAGUUUGGAUGGUUCAUCGCUGACCCCCUCUGUUCUCUGUUUAUUGCUAUAUUAAUAUCCCUCAGUGUUGUCCCACUGAUUAAAGAUGCCUGCCAGGUUCUACUCCUGAGAUUGCCACCAGAAUAUGAAAAAGAACUACAUACUGCUUUAGAAAAGAUACAGAAAAUUGAAGGAUUAAUAUCAUAUCGAGACCCUCAUUUUUGGCGUCAUUCUGCUAGUAUUGUGGCAGGAACAAUUCAUAUACAGGUGACAUCUGAUGUGCUAGAACAAAGAAUAGUGCAACAGGUUACAGGAAUACUUAAAGAUGCUGGAGUAAACAAUUUAACAAUUCAAGUGGAAAAGGAGGCAUACUUUCAACAUAUGUCUGGCCUAAGUACUGGAUUUCAUGAUGUUCUGGCUAUGACAAAACAAAUGGAGUCCAUGAAAUACUGCAAAGAUGGUACUUACAUCAUGUGAGAUAACUCAUGAAUUGCCCCUGGAGUAUGAACAAUCAAGAUUAAAUGACUCAGUAUUUGUAAUAUUGCCAGAAGGAUAAAAAUUACACAUGACUGUACAGAAACAGAGUUCCCUACUACUGAUCAAGAAAUCUUUCUUAAAGGAAAUUUAAAUAUAGAAUGAAGCAUUAAUGGUACAAGUGGAGUAAUUAUUUGAAUUAUGUAUAUAAAAGGAAUGAGAUUUUGAGUAAACAUGAUGUAUCACAUCAUCUUCAAAAAUAGAUAUGAUGGAUUCGGUGAAGACCAAAAUUACUUCUGUUUACUUUCUAUCAGAAAGCAUCUCCAUUGUAAAUAUGUAUUUACAUGUUUAUUACAAAGACCCAAAUGAAAAAUUUUUAGUCCAUUUUUUGCAUAGCCUAAAGAUAAAAUAGGAAUAAAAGUUCUAUAUUUAUGGAUUUUCUGUAUAUAAAACUGGUUUCUAAUUAUAACUUAAAUCCAUUAAGUAAUAUCUGUAUUGCCACUUCAAAUGUAAACUAAAAUAUUUGGGAGAAACUUCAACCACUGAUAUGAGAUAAGAAGUGAGAAUAGGGAAAUGUAUAACAUCACAGUUUUUUGAUGUAUUACAAAAACCACUCUCUAAAAUAAAUUUUUUUUUACUUUUGGUAA